AUGACGCCCCAAUUCUACCACCCUCAUGCUCCCUGCGAUAAAAUCUGCCAUUAUGAACGUUCCCUACGUCACCGCUAUGCAAGGAAAGACGUGUCUGGUCACUGGUGCCAGCGAUGGUAUCGGCUACGUCGCCGCCCGCGAGCUGGCUCGUAUGGGGGCCCGCGUCAUCUUGGUGGGCGUAACGCCGCCAAGACCCACGCCGCCGUGGUGCGGAUCACCGACGAAACGAAGAACAAUGAUGUCAACUACCUGCUAGCGGACUUGUCCUCCCAGCGGGAGGUGAGGCGCCUGGCUGCCCAGGUCAAUGAACAGUUGCCACGUCUGGACGUGCUGCUGAACAACGCCGGGGCCAUUUUCCUGUCAGGCCCCAGCAGCGUUGAUGGUCUGGAGAUGACCUUUGCCUUGAACCACAUGGGCUAUUUUCUCUUGACCAGCCUGCUCCUGGACCUCGUCCGGGAUUCCGUCCCGGCUCGGAUUAUCAAUGUGUCGUCCAGUUCCCACGGUUCGCCGGGGAAAUUCCAGCUGGAGGAUCUGCCCAGGCCGGGAAUCAAUCGCGGCUACCGUGCCUACGGCCGCUCCAAGCUGUGCAACAUAUUGUUCACCUACGAGUUGGCGAGGCGGCUCGAAGGCACCGGCGUCACCGUCAACGCCCUGCACCCCGGCCUGGUGCGCACCAACAUCGCCCGGAACAAUGGGAUGGUGGGCCGUGUGGUCAACUUCUUCAUCGGCGCUCGCGGCAUUGGUGCCGACAAAGGUGCCGAUACGUUGGUAUACCUCGCCUCGUCCCAGGAAGUAGAGGGCGUGACUGGCAAGUACUACGUGGACCGGAGAAGUGCCGUCUUCCGCGUUGAGUUACGACAUCGGGCUCUCCGCCGGCCUGUGGGACUUGAGCCAGCGGCUGACGACGUCGAAGAAGGUACAAGAGUAGGAGGAGCGGCGUAUCCCUAA
Molecule: messenger RNA, 948 nt
Organism: Geodia barretti
Lineage: Eukaryota; Metazoa; Porifera; Demospongiae; Tetractinellida; Geodiidae
Source: the annotation of a GenBank genome assembly